GGGGGGGGGGGGGGGGGGGGGGGGGGAGGGUUUUAGCAUCAGACACGCACUCAGUCAGUUUGCAACCUUCCCCCCUCCUUGCUAAUCUUCCGGCCAUAGACGUGCCUCCGACGGACGGUAAGACAACAACAAUGCUGAUGCAUAAUUGAUGGUACAAACAUAGGGUAAUGGCAAAACAUGUUUUUUGGAAGACAACGCAGCUGCGAUAUGCGUUCUUUAAUCGUUAGGAGGUAAAAUGUGCAACAUCUCUUAUGUAUGCCUUUUUGUAUCAAUCGUAUUUUCAACAGCCUUCUGUUUCAUGAAUAAGAUAGUUAAACAUGUGAUAUAAUUUUGCGUUUAAGAACAACAGUGUGGCGAAAUAAGAGAUACCCAGCGUUCCUGCCAAGCCUAUAUCUAUAAAAAGACACGGUAGAAUUUCUAUCGAUGAUUUUUUAAGUAAUGAACAUACACGGAUUGACAAGAUGAACGGUAGCCCAAAUAAUAGAAGUGGCGGGCGUAAUGCAACUGCUCAACUGGAUAUCAUUUUGACGAAGAAUUUUUGCGACUAAAAUAUACUACAGAAACAAGUAAGCACACAUAUGCGGAAGACUAAUUGGCAAGCAGGUGUCUACUUUCGAUAAAUUUCCAUCAGGUCAGUACAUUUAUAUUCGACAGGUCCACUAAACCAUGAGGAAUCGAAAAAAUUUUGAGUUUUCUUCCAAGUGGGAUGUGGAAAACGUGAGAGGAUAGUUAAAUAUAACCACUAUCAUUCUAUGUAGGUAAUUAGCUUAGAUGGGAAGAUUCGGGAAAUUGCAUCUAGUUAGCAGAUUAACUGACAUUUGGCCAUGGUAGAUGCAGGGCCUACGCGAGGUUCUCCAGUGUGCAGAAGACCGGCUUGCAUAAGCGAACCGGAGAGAGCGAAAUGCCUUUUGAAGCAAUAUCUCCCCGGAAUUAAUUUCAAGCAGGCAUGAACAGCAGAAUUUAUAGGAAACAAUAGACUUCGCGACGGCUUAUCAGCUGCAGCCUGUCGUUGCACAACACAAAUAACAAGUGAGAAAGGUACAGAGGUUUGAACUUCCACAGAGAAAAUCAAUAUAACAUAGCAAGGUUAUCCUAUACUGCACGUAGACUAAUCAAUGAAAUGGUAACUUGAAAAACGCAACAUAGGAAAAAAACGGGGAAUUUAACACGCCGAGGAAGUUCGCAAAUCAAAAGGGUGCAGAUCUACCAGGGCAAGCUGAGGUUGACCACAUGGUCUAACUGUUUGUAUAGGUUGGGAUUCUCCCGCCGUAUGUAGGCUGCCUCCAAAUUGCGCAGUAACCGAGUUGUUCGUGCUCGAAUUAAUAUUCUAAAAGAUGUUUUGGGGUCAACCGAGUGACCGCUAUCAACACGGUUAGUCGAAAAGUACAGCGACAUUUUACGGCCAAAAUUGACGGAUGAGUCAGUUCCGAAAAAGCCCGCUGUAAUAUCUGUACCCUUUAAGGGUGAUAACACCUCAAAUACCAUCAAGCGGCGAUUGAGAUGUGCCAUUGAAAGAUCAUACAACUCAGCUGAACUCAUAUUCUGCAGCCCCACUAAGGCUAUCCAAUUUCCACAGUCGAAGGAUGCCUUGCCAUUGCACGCUACGUCAAAUUGUGUUUACGAACUCACCUGCACUUGUGGAUACAAGUACAUUGGGCGAACGCAAAGGCAAUUGACAGCCAGGUCAGUUGAGCACCUGCCUAAAUCGCUUCUAAAGCAGGAGAAUAAAAUUCCACGGUCUUCUAUUACAAAGCACCUCCUUGAUAGCGGUCACUCGGUUGACCCCAAAAAAUGUUUUCGAGUAUUAGUUCGAGCACGAACAACUCGGUUACUGCGCUACCUGGAGGCAGCCUACAUACGGCGGGAGAAUCCCAACCUAUGCAAACAGUUAGACCAUGUGGUCAACCUCAGCUUGCCCUGGUAGAUCUGCGCCCUCUUGAUUUGGGAAAUCCCUCGGCGUGUUAACCUCCCCGUUUUCUUUCCUAUGCUGCGUUUUUAAGUUACCAUUUUAUUGAUUAGUCUACGUGCAGUAUACGAUGACCUUGCUGUUUUAUAUUAAUUUUCUCAGUGGAAGUUCAAACCUUUUUACCUUUCUCACUUGUUAUCUGUGUUAAGCAACUACAGGCUGAAGUUGAUAAGCCGUCGCGAAGUCUAUAGGUUCCAAGAAAUGCCUCUAUUUUGAUGGUAUCCUUUAAAAUUCUCAGCAAAAACGGCCGCAUUCAUUUUGACCAGGAUAUAAGUUUAUAAGUUUAAUAAACGAGUUUACGAAUUGUACUGAAAAGGAUCUAAACAUGAAGGGAAGCUGAGAGCAUUGAGAACAGGGUAACACCAAAGUACCGAAAAGCGAUCCGUCGUUGGAAAGACAGUUUAGGGAUUGGAGAAUGGGAGAGGCUCGCAGUCGAAAUACACACUGAACUAACUUCUGUGUAACACACCACGGCCUGAACAUGUUAUUUAACUGGAGUGAAGGAUGGCGGUGCCCCAUUCCAUUCUGAGUUGCUGACAGACGUAUCUACAGUUAUUGACGUGGGAGGGGGCGCUCGCCGAUUGUUCUUACGGAACUCACUCGUUCCGUUGUGCCUUACAUGCUCUCUCUCGAGCCCAACCAGCAGCCUCACAGCGGCGCAUGAUAUAGGUAGAAUGACAUUACCGACAAAGACAAGGGUCUUUGUCGGUAAUGCCAUUCUGCAGUUAUUGCUGUCUCGGAUUGUCUCAUGUUCUCUUUCGCUCAGUCCGCAUCCCCCGCGGUUGCCCCACCCCAGCGCGCACUUUCCACCGGUAGUCUUACGGACACAACAGAACACUCCCCACUCCAUGUGGGGUUAUAGCUAAUAUAACGCCCCUUCUUAUAUUACACUGUGUCCUUGUUACACGAUUACUGUUUUAAAUAGUUUUCUUAUGUAUACGCUACCCCUUCUGACGACCUCGGCAUGCGAAUCUCGGCGUGAUAACCUGUUCAGCAUUCUUACGGACGGCGAAUCGACGACAGGUGUUCAUUAUCCGUGUAUGUGUGUGUGCCAACCUCUACGUCGUCGACCGCUACAUCUGCUGGCUAAGUAGGAGACCAUUUCUCAACGGUCAUGUAGAGACGUGAUCCAACCCAUCCUUCAAAAUUGGCGAUGAAUCUUAUUUUUGAGAGGGUGAUCAACAAAAAUAUCGUCAACAUACUUAACAUGAUAAGAUGUGGCUAAGUAGCCCCACCUGAUGGACACAAUACUGCUGGGACUGGGGCUAGGGGUUAUAGGUAGGGGUUAGGGCAACUAUUUCUCAACCACUCAAAGUACAACCGCGCAUUCCCAAUAGCUUUUCUUCUGCGUACAACUACUUGACCUCGUCGCCUAUGCACUCCCCGGCCCCACCUGCAAAAACCCCUAUUACCAACGGUCCGGUAUUACAGGUGGCUGGGGUUUGUUUACUUCAGGUGCGGCUACAUAACCACAUCUGACCCUUAACAUACAGGCAGUCAUUUGGCGAUUUCAUGUCAUCAGCAUGAAAAGAGAUUAGGUGCGGGAUAAAGUGGAACCAUGAAGGACUGCACGGCUAUUGGGAAGGACAGUAGAUUUCCGCUUGCCAGACUGAGAAAAUUUAGUGAGGAAAGUUAAAUAACCUCAAAACUAAAAAACAAAGCGAUGGUAAGAAAGGCAGAGGAGUAGUCGAAAAACGUACAUGCAUAAGCACGCAACCCUAGAUCUCUUAGAGCUGAGUGGAUCACAAGAACAAAUACCAUCCAGGAUACUAAGCCUAACAUCAAAUGCCAAUUGUUAAGGGUUUGAGAAUUUGAAGGGGAAUGACGUGAUGGAAUCUAGGGCAGUUCUUUCAGAGAGCCUCAGAAGUGUGGGGAAGCAGGAAAUUGAACGUAAACAUUUAAAAUUAGUGAGUUUUCUUAGGAGAGGAGCGAUUCUUACUGCCCGUCAAGCGUCAGAGAUCUUGGAAAUCAUGAAAGACAGGUUACUAAGGUCUGUCAAAACAGAGGCUAUUUGAGAACAACAAGAUUUAAGGAGAAAUGGGAAGACGUCAUCCAGCCCAGCAGUUGCCGAUCCAUGGAACUUGUUAUGUUUCUCCACUGUUGUUACAGACACAGAAGAGUGGUGGUAGGAGAACGUCGUUUGAGGCAGGAUUGGAGUCAUCGGUAGUAAAUAUAUGGCUUUCGUUUAAACAGUCUAAAUCAGCAUCAACGGGUGUCAGUGAGAGGUUUAAGAUUAACAGAGGGAAGGGGAAAAGGGAAAGUGGAAGAAAAAAUGGUUGACAAACAGGUCGUUUAGUCCGGCACUGCCACGCUGUCUUAAUCUAUAGAAGACUUACCAACAACAUCUAGGAAAUUUGAUAUAUGAUGAGGAGAUUCCGUCAGGUCUAGCCAUAACAGUCUCAAGUGAGCAACGAAUAUCAAAAAAUUCAUUUAGAAGUACCAUAAGGUAGCUAGGACGCAAUUGGACAGUUUAAAAUAAGCUGGGAUAAUACUAGUUAUGGAACUCUGAGGCAAAAUAAUGUUUUCCGUGGAUAUAUUGCGAAUAGAAGUAUUCCUCUCCAUAUUGGUUACAUUUGACGCCUAGAAAUGAAGGAAACCUCUUAAAUCACUCGUAAGGCCUUGUUAGGAUCCACACGAUGUCCGUAAUUAGUAGUAUACUUCGGGGCAAGAUGAUACCACACUAACAUCACAGGUACUAGCCAAAAGCCCAUACACGCGUGUUUCACUGAUAUUCUGCCGCUGCAUGACACAGCUGCAAGGGGUUCGGCUCGCCAGUGGGUCCCCCAGCACUGCCUGUCUACUUUCUGGUAGAUACUCCAAUUUAUAAAUUGUCGCUUUUUAAUUUCCUCAGAAAUUAUCUACGAACUUGAAGUAGAUCAGUUUAUUCAAGGUCAAUGGGCACAGACCGAGAAUUUUAUGCACGAAUAUUUGAGUCGAAGUCCAUCAGCCACAGCGGAUAACCGCGUAAUAUUCAUUAACUGCCGACAGGCAGCUAGUAGUAUACUUUAGGGUAAGAUGGUACCAUACUAACAGCACAGUUAAUGAAUAAACAUUCCAAUAAAUUGCGCAUCGAAUUCAUCCAAAACAGUUCAUGAUACCGACAGCUGCGGUCUGCUGUCAGCAUGCCGCAUUUGUGUCAUUUUCGAGGCCUAAGUAUCAGCUAACAUCUCUACGGGUGGAAAGAUGACUAAUAGCGUCAACCAACAAACCGACUGUCCACUGUAGGUUUCCUUUCGCGAACUGUUGUGUUAUGUUCAGGAAUGUCCUAUGCGCACCCAUAUGCCCCAUGUGUCGGUUCACGCCGUACCUAAUGGGGUCCAUGACGACUCUCCCUCCUCCCCAAUUUUACUGUAGUAUAAAAUGCUGGUCAGAUUAUUUUGUGGAGCAGAGAUGUGGUGGUACGCCUAGGUGCGGGUUCGCGCCGUGCCAGUCAACUGCGUCCUCUCUCAAUUCCUGGUGGGUCAGGGGGAGAGCGUGUGGUAGAUGCUGUGUAAGCGGACAGUGGUGCCCCUCAAACGGGCCACGUGCUAGAUGCGCUGGACCAACACGGGGCCACAUCGGAUUCUGACAGGCGUUAUCUGUGCGCAAUAACAAAUGCCAACACUUACGGAGUGCAUUGGCAGACCCUGUUGUCGGCAGUUGUCGCACAACUGGGAUCAAUGCUACCACCCCAUUGUUUUGGUGGUCAAAAUCCUGGCCAUUUGUUUAGAGGGCCAGGUGGUGCGAGUGGAGCGCCAAGGUAAGGAUCCGUCCAAGCCAUUCGCCUGUGGCCUCCCUCGUCUCCGGUCUUCUUACUCUGUCUUGACACCGGGCUCAGGCGGGGGAGAAGGAGAGAGUGUGGUAGAUGCAGCGCAAGUCCACUGGCACUUUAAACACCUAUCCAAGUCACCGUCCCUGCUCCCACCAUCUGCUGUGGGGCACACGGUGGACAUCGUCGGAUGCGAUGGUCGAACUAUCGUAAGUGGACAGUGGACAUCGAGAGAGACUCUUUUAAGUCGGGUAAAAAGAGCCCUGAAAUCUGACUGACCGUCCUCUACCUCCCCUGAUUUUCAACCAUUCUUCAGCUGUCAGGACGGGUUGAGUCUACAAGACGGAUGCAUACUAUGGGGCAAUCGUGUAGUUGUGCCACCAAAAAGCCGACAGGCCGUCCUCAGAGACCUGAAUAAUGCUCAUCCUACUACAGUUAGCAUGAAAGCUCUCGCCACGGCAAUGUUUGGUGGCCCACAAUUGAUGCAGAUAUCGAAAAUGUGAUGAAAGCAUGUCAGGUGUGCUAAAUAACACAGAAGACCUUACCGAAGGUGCCUCUAAAGCCUUGGGCCUCGCCCGACUCGUCGUGGAAGAGGGCACACGUCGAUUAUUUUGGGCCAUUCCAAGGCCAUAUAGUCUUGGUGGUGAUCGACGCCCAAAUUAAAUGGAUUGGUGCGAUUCCGACAGGAAAUUCCUGUCCUUCACUGACUACAAUCAACAAGUUGCGAACCGUCUCUCUAUUUUUAACUUACCUGAAAUGGCCGUUUCGGACCAUUACCUGGCCUUUACUAGCGCAGAAUUCAAAGAAUUCAUUGAGAAAAGUGGACUUUGGCAUACAACUACUGCCCCGUACCACGUUCCGGCUAAUGGCCUCGCAGAGCAUGCAGUCCAGACAAUAAGGCACGGACUAGCCAAACAGACGCAAGCGGACUUGGCCACGAAGUUGUCGCACUUGAUCAGAAGAGGAAGCGAUCGAUGGAACAAGGGCUUUAUUCGCCUGACGUUUCGGAUUCCCGCUCGAACACAUCAUCAGAGAUAGUGGCAGAGCAGGGCGACUCGUGCACAGGAAGUUGCAGCAUUUAUGGGAUGCAGUCGCUAUGCUACCGCAUACCUAUAGCAAUUAACCGCGCUCCCCUUCAUCAAGGUAUGUUGCCCGCUGGUGCGCUAAUGGCUUGAUGACCAACAUGAAAGUUGUUAAUUGCCGGAGAAACUCAAAGGGGUAAGCCUCCAUCCAAAUGAGGUCAUGGUACCUUUUGAUGUUACAUCCCUUUUUACUUCUAUUCCCCAGGACCUGGCGAUCGAGACAAUCGAGCUGUUACUACAAAGCAAAUACGAUGAAACGGAAAAUCGUCUUGGACACGCCAAAAUCCUUCAGCUUCUGAAGAUCUGUCGCAGGACGUACUUCACGUUCGACGGGACAAUCUACGAACAGGUAAAGGGUACACCAAUAGGUUCGCCGAUUUCGGGAUUCAUCGCCGAGGCGGUCCUGCAACGGUUAGAGUCGCUGGUCUUCCACGGACCGAAGUUCUGGGCCCGGUUUGUGGACGAUACUUUCGUCGUCAUCAAACAGGGGCAGGUGAUGACAUUCAAAGAAAAUCUCAACGCCGUCUUCCCGGACAUUCAAUUUACGAUGGAGGAGGAAGAGAACAACCAGCUGGCCUUCCUGGAUGCCCUCCUAUGCCGCAAAGAUUGUGGUGGACUAAAGACGAAAGUGUUCAGGAAAGCGACAAAUACGAUGCAAGUACUGAAUUUCAACAGUAACCACCCAAUCACCCACAAACGCAGUUGUGUAAGGACGCUCUAUCGGCGUGUCGAAACGCACUGCAGUGAGCCGGAAGACAAGAUUGCCGAACUACAUUAA
Molecule: messenger RNA, 7574 nt
Organism: Spirometra erinaceieuropaei
Lineage: Eukaryota; Metazoa; Platyhelminthes; Cestoda; Diphyllobothriidea; Diphyllobothriidae
Source: the annotation of a GenBank genome assembly